AUGGUUAAGGCGAAAGACGCAGCCUUGGAGACUGGCUUCAUCGUGAGCAUGUUUUGCGUGAUCGGUCCGGAGCUGAAUGGCAAUCUGUUAGCCCUGAUCAGCGAGAGGGGAAAGAUAUACGUGCAAGGUAUGGUCUGGGAGGAGAAGAACGCAGUCCGGUGUUCUAUCGCGAACUGGGCUGUCGGGGUUGAGGAAGACUUAGCCAUCAUCGUGGAUGUCCUUCGAUCGGGAGUCGCUCAGUGGAAGGGUAGGAAGUUUCAUGUUGAACUGCCUCUUCGUGUCAUGUUUACGGCAUGCUGGAUAAUAGUGGAGACUGCCGGACGCGACGAGUGUUGA
This is a messenger RNA of Aspergillus pseudonomiae, 336 nucleotides long. RefSeq lists its product as uncharacterized. The coding region runs from base 1 to 336 and encodes 111 amino acids. NCBI's taxonomy places the organism in Eukaryota, Fungi, Ascomycota, Eurotiomycetes, Eurotiales, Aspergillaceae. The record is from RefSeq and is a predicted model, not a curated record. The transcript has a single exon.